Molecule: messenger RNA, 1931 nt
Organism: Patiria miniata (bat star)
Lineage: Eukaryota; Metazoa; Echinodermata; Asteroidea; Valvatida; Asterinidae
Exons: 2
Coding region: 11-1873 (620 amino acids)
Source: RefSeq, a predicted model, not a curated record
UGCGGCCACCAUGGAUGUACAGCCUGGACAUUGCUGGUUUUGUGAGAAACGUCUCCAACAGAGGACUGUGCCUUGCGACGGAUGCCCUGUUGCUGUCUACUGUACCACAUCAUGCCGGGACAGAGACAAAGUCAGGCACGGUGCUGUCGAGUGUGAAAUAUUUCAGGCAAAAAAGUGCAGCACUUGCGGAAAACGUGGCAAAACACUCGAGUGUCAAGGAUGCAACGAUGCAUGGUAUUGCGAUACAGACUGUCAACGGCAUGGAUGGCAAUCUCACAAAGCAAAGUGUAAGGAAAUUAUGGCUUCUGUCAAACAACUGUCACUGGAACUGCGUUACCCAACAUAUUUUGAUUUUCCCUCAUAUAUUGGGCGCGAAACGGCUAAAGACUUCCUUCAACUUGAAAACAACGAAUUGUCCUCAGAUAGAGUGGAAAAUGAACAGCUGACUCAGGAAUAUCAUGUCCUCUCUGCUGGUUGUGGAAAUCUGCGUAACACGGUAUUGACAGCUGGUUCCUUGCCUGACAAGUACCAGGGAAAACUUCACAUUACCCUAAAUGACAACGACCCUUUUGUCAUGGCAAGGAAUGUGCUGUUUCUCUUCAUGUUGGUCCGCUUCGCAGACACUGACUGCAUUGCCUCCAGUUUGACGACCAUCUGGUACUCACUCCAUAUUUCCGAGAGAGAGUACGACUUGAUCAAGACAAGCUUGGAUGAACUCAUUCAGAUGAGUGCUCAGCAACUCCAUGGUGCCACCAAAGGACUGGUGAGUGUCCUGGAUGAAGACCUCAAUUAUCUGAAACCUGUUUGGGAACAGUGGCGAGCGUUGGAAUGUCAGCGAGACAAGAAAGCCUCCAUCAAUCUUAAACAACAACGAAAGAUUAUGUUUGAAAACGACCCGAAUGCUAAGUUGAACCAUCUUUUGUAUCUAAAUCGUAUCAAUGAAAAAGAUAGAAAAAUGAUGGAAGAGUGGUUGGGACAUGGGCUAUUUUUUCCCUAUGAGGCGAAGGAAAAAGACAUGUCAUUUGACAACCCAACACUAACUGCCCCAAAGGCAAGCGAAACUGUUGCAGGUGAAGAUGCGCGCUUAUUUCUUCUCCUAAACAAUGCUCAAGCAGAACCACAAGAAGAUGCUACACAUUUUGUGUAUUGUAUUUAUCCACUUGCCAUUCCCUUUGAAGUAUGGGACUGUUUGAGAGUAAGAGAGAACACCCCUGGAUCACACUCCUCUCCGAUGGUGAUGUACCACAAGUACGUGACAAACCUCCUCCAGAAAGUCAAGAGUCUCAUCCUUCAAGGAAGACUGCUUAUCCGUGUCUCCUUGGCAAACUCUCUGGACUUCCCAAAUCAUCAUCAAACCUUGAGCAUGCCCAACUACGACCGAAUCUUCACCUCCAACCUUGCUGACUUUGUGGGAUUAGCUAAACUCCUGCAGACAAUGAAGCCACUGCUUAACGCCAACAACAGCUACUCGGCUAUUAUCACUGAGAUUGUACACUGGGCCGAUAAAGUUCCUGGAGCUAAACUUGAGAAUCCUUCAGAAAUCCAGCGUGCAAAACUAAAGAGUUACUUAAUAAAUGAUCGUAUGACAGGAAUACCACUAAAACAACAUACAUGGGUGUCAGACUACUUCAAUGACACCUCCCACUUUCUCCAGUAUCUCCGAGCUGACAUCAUGGCAGGGGGGCUUGGCAUACCAUCACUCAAGGACGUACCGUCAUUUGAGAGUGUCAAGAAAUAUCACGGCAUGGAAAUGCGUGACUUCAGGAAGGGACUGAACAAGCUUGUACCAUUCCGGUACCUACGUAAUAAACGAGACCUUAAUAUUAAUAACGGAACUGACAGAGCUGUAGAGUGGUACCUGCCUAAAGCUUAGACACAAUACUCUGAUGUGAUGCCUUUCAGCAACUACAUACUGUCCAUACAAUGUGUGG